Kluyveromyces marxianus DMKU3-1042 is the source of this 2250-nucleotide messenger RNA. RefSeq names its product alpha-mannosyltransferase (gene MNN1). The record is from RefSeq and is a predicted model, not a curated record. The transcript has a single exon. Gene Ontology annotation, molecular function: alpha-1,3-mannosyltransferase activity. The coding region runs from base 1 to 2250 and encodes 749 amino acids. Gene Ontology annotation, biological process: protein O-linked glycosylation. Gene Ontology annotation, cellular component: Golgi apparatus. Lineage: Eukaryota; Fungi; Ascomycota; Saccharomycetes; Saccharomycetales; Saccharomycetaceae.
AUGUCUGUUAGGAGGACGCUUAGCAUGCUUCGUGUUAGAUAUGCGGUGUACGGAUUUAUAAUCAUGUGUUUAAUUGGUGUUGGAUACCUUCUGGCACAGGCGAGUGCAGCUGACGUAGAGGAGUGGCAUCGGGCUGCCAAGGUAGCUAGCCAGGCACGGUCGCGGGAGUUUGCGCAUGAAUAUGUGACCGAUGUGAAGAUCAAGCCGAUCGAGGAGAUUCCUGUGUCUCCGUUAGAGUUAAUUCCGGAUAUCGAGGUGGAAACGAAAAGGCGUUACGAAGCUUCGUGGGAUCUGUUGUUCCGUGGCCGGAAGUUCAAGUCGUUCAAGCAGUACGAUCUAAACACCAAGUGUGAGUUCUAUUUCCAGAACCUGUACAAUUUGAACGAGGAAUGGACGAAUGAGAUCGGGAUGUUCACGUUUGACAUCAAGGAUAUUGAAUCUGACAGCAAGAUGGCGGAGUUGAAGGACAACGAUGGCGUGAAGUUGAUAGACGAGAAGGCAUUACGGCUGUAUAAGCGGGCGCACAAUAUUGCAUUGGGGAUGGAGCGGUUCCGGAUAUAUGACAUGUGUUUUGUCGGAAAAAACAGCAAUAAUAAGCAUGGUUCGCUCAAGAUGAACGAAUUGUUUGAGCAAGGUGGGUCUGAGGGAUCCAAGUCUACUGCUUCUAAGCUCGACAAAAAAGUGAUCGGAAACAAGGACAACUUGCGUCCCACCAGAAAGGCUUCCUUUUUGAGCGAGUUGGAUUCUGGGAAGUUUUCCAAAUUCAACCAAUGGGACUUCGAGCACAGGAUGUUCCCCUUCAUUCCAUAUUUCGAGCAGCAUAACUUCACGCAAGUGAUGCCCAUCUUCACGGGCCCCGAAUCGCUUGAACCUUUGCCCCAGGGCAAGUUCCCUGUUUUCAACAGAGACACAGGUGAGGCAACCGGUGUGGAAACUUUCCACUACGAUGAGACCAAGUCGCUCUGGGACAAUUGGAACGAAUUGUCAACACAAUGUGGUCACAGGGGCAUUGUCGUGUCAGCUGGAGAUGGCCAAGUGGACCAAACGGUGCGUCUUCUUGCCGUAUUGCGGGAACAGCAGAACCGGAUGCCGAUCCAAAUAAUCCACAAUGGUCAGCUCAGCAACGACUCCAUGGCUCUCUUGUCUGAGGUGGCACAAUCUAAAGACUUCUCUAACGGACCUAAGCAGUCAGUUUGGUUCCUGAACGUGAAGCCCACACUUUCGGAGUCGGUGAAGGACCGGUUCGACAGAUUCAAGAACAAAUGGCUCUCAGUGGUAUUCAACACGUUCGAAGAGUUUAUAUUCAUCGAUACGGACGCCAUCUCGUACAUCGGACUUGAAGAGUACUUCAAUUUUGAUGAGUACAGUGCCACAGGAACGCUCAUGUUCAAGGACAGAAGCCUCAGAAUCGACAGCGCGCAAAGGUGUCCCGUGUUGUUCGAGACGUUACAACCAAAGAUACUGGAGCAGUACUAUUUCGACACAGUACCGCAGAUCAAUCCCGAUUUCGUAGAACAAGCUUGCAUGAAGGAGCUCACUUCAGAGGAAAAGGCCUAUAAACGUUUCUUCGAGCUGGGUCACCAACAUAACCUGGAAAGUGGACUCUUGGCCAUUAACAAAAAAGAACACAUCAUGAGUAUGAUUAUCUCCACCGUGCUGAACAUCAGCCCAAAGAUUGGCGGUUGCGCUUGGGGUGACAAAGAAUUCUUCUGGCUCGGGUUGCUCUUGUCUGGCCAUCGCUACUCAAUUUAUGAUGUGGAGGCAUGCGCUGUAGGCAUUCCCGAGGUGAAGCCCAACGAGAACGAGAACGAGAACGACCUCAAGAAGGCACAACAAAUAUGUUCAUUGCAGGUGGGCCAUACAUCGUAUGACAAGCAUCUGCUAUGGCUGAAUGGUGGUUCGCAGCUGUGCAAGUUCCCCGAGAAGUUUGAGAUCGACUGGGAAAGCAUUGAAAGCAUCCGCAAAGAGUUCCAUGACAACAAGGAAGAAGCCAGAAAGGCUUACACAGACGUCAUAUCGAUUGAAGCAGCAGUUAUUCCGGACUCUACCACUGGAAUGUGGGGCCACAAGGACAUGAGAUGCAAAGGGUACCUGUGGUGUGGUGAAUAUUUCGAAAAGAUAAAGCCCUACACCUAUAAUAAGAAGAUAGUCAAGGGCGAACUCAUCCACUUCGAGCAAGACGAGAUCGAACAGAUAAGACGCUUGAAUACCAUAUGGAGCAACGCUGUGUUCCCGGUGAGAAAAGAAUGA